Salarias fasciatus (jewelled blenny) is the source of this 3680-nucleotide messenger RNA. RefSeq names its product kelch-like family member 3 (gene klhl3). Lineage: Eukaryota; Metazoa; Chordata; Actinopteri; Blenniiformes; Blenniidae. The record is from RefSeq and is a predicted model, not a curated record. Gene Ontology annotation, molecular function: protein binding. The coding region runs from base 53 to 1840 and encodes 595 amino acids. The transcript has 15 exons.
CCUCACUCUGACAGACGCUCUGCGGCGCGGCUGGCUGGCUGACUCCGGGAGGAUGGACGCUGUGUCGCUGGGCAGUGUGCAGGCCUCACCGGCCUCGCCCCGCCCCGCCUGCGUCGCCGACUCGGAGGACGAUGCGGCCGGCGGAGGGAUGUUCAGCUUCAACCAGACGCACAUGAGGAAAUCCUUCCAGCUGAUGAACGAGCUGCGGAACAAGAAGAUGCUUUGCGACGUCCAGCUGGUGGCAGGAAGCGUGGAGGUGCCGGCUCACCGGGUGGUCCUGGCGUCCUGUAGCCCCUACUUCUGUGCCAUGUUCACAGGUGAUAUGAGUGAGAGUAAAGCCCACCAGGUGGAGAUCAAAGAGGUGGACGGUCACACGCUGAGGAAACUGGUGGAUUACAUUUACACGGCGGAGAUCGAGGUGACGGAGGACAACGUCCAGGUCCUGCUGCCUGCAGCCUCCCUGCUGCAGCUGAUGGACGUGCGGCAGGUCUGCUGCCAGUUCCUCCAGUCGCAGCUUCACCCCACCAACUGUCUGGGAAUCAGGGCCUUCGCUGACCUGCACACGUGCACGCAGCUCCUCAACCAGGCGCACGCAUACGCCGAGCAGCACUUCACUGACGUGGUGCAGGGUGAAGAGUUUCUGGGACUUUCCCUGCAGCAGGUGUGCAGCCUCAUUUCCAGCGACAAGCUCACUGUCUCCACUGAGGAAAAGGUGUUUGAAGCCAUGAUUUCCUGGAUCAAGUACGACCAGCCGGCUCGUCUGGAGCUCAUGCCCAAACUGAUGGAGCACGUCAGACUUCCCCUCCUGUCCCGGGAUUACCUGGUCCAGAUCGUGGAGGAAGAAGCUUUGAUAAAGAACAACAACACCUGCAAAGACUUCCUGAUCGAGGCCAUGAAGUACCACCUGCUGCCGGCCGACCAGCGCCACCUCAUCAAGACCGACCGGACGCGGCCCCGAACGCCCGUCAGCAUCCCCAAGGUCAUGAUCGUGGUGGGCGGCCAGGCGCCCAAAGCCAUCCGCAGCGUGGAGUGCUACGACUUCCAGGAGGACCGCUGGUACCAGGUGGCCGACCUGCCGUCCAAACGCUGCCGGGCAGGUGUCGUCUCCAUGGCGGGCCGGGUCUUCGCGGUGGGCGGGUUCAACAGCUCGCUGCGGGAGCGCUCGGUGGACGUGUACGACGGGGCCCGGGACCAGUGGAGCCCCGUGGCCAGCAUGCAGGAGCGGCGCAGCACGCUGGGGGCCGCCGUGCUGGGGGACGUGCUGUACGCCGUGGGGGGCUUCAACGGCAGCAUCGGUCUGUCCACCGUGGAGGCGUACAACUACAAGAGCAACGAGUGGCUGUACGUGGCCUCCAUGAACACCCGGCGCAGCAGCGUGGGGGUCGGCGUGGUCGACGGGAAGCUGUAUGCAGUCGGUGGUUACGACGGAGCGUCGCGUCAGUGUCUCAGUACGGUGGAGGAAUACGACCCGGCCUCCGAUCAGUGGUGCUACGUGGCCGACAUGAGCACACGGCGGAGUGGAGCAGGAGUGGGCGUGCUGGCUGGUCAGCUGUAUGCCGCCGGCGGACACGACGGGCCUCUGGUGAGGAAGAGCGUGGAGGUUUACAACCCGCAGAGCAACAGCUGGAAACUGGUCUGCGACAUGAACAUGUGUCGGAGGAACGCAGGCGUUUGUGCCAUCAACGGACUGCUGUACGUGAUCGGAGGAGACGACGGCUCCUGCAAUCUGUCCUCUGUGGAGUUUUAUAAUCCCACCACAGACAAGUGGAGCCUGAUUCCCACCAACAUGAGCAACGGCCGCAGCUACGCCGGUGUGGCGGUGAUCGACAAGCCGUUGUGACGAGACCCCCUCGCUGUCAGGCGCCCUCAGACCCCUGGGUUGGUUUUGGACGAAGCUCUUUGAGACGCUCAUGGAGGCGUUCAUCAGCGGAAGGAUCGUGUCGAGGGACGUUUUGAAGCCCGCGACGGCUGCUUCAGCUGUCAGGAGACGCGUUCGAAACUGGAAAACACAGACGGACCGAGGGCCCUGAACGCACCGUGUCAGGCCAGCAGGCUGCUGCAAUAAUCCCAAAGUCUGGCCCGUGAUUGGCUGAUGCACAACGGAUAUCUUUGUUUACAGACUCAGCCAGAUGUCCGCAGGGCGAUCCGGAGGAAGGGGUCCAGACCGGCCCGGUCCGUCUCGUCUCCAGAGCUGCAGGACCGCAGGAAGAAUGUAGAAGACGUCUUAUAUGCAAACCAAGUUAUUUAAUAUUUUCACACGGUGGCUCAGACUGAGGCCGGGACUCUGCUGUCCUCUCACUACUGAUGCACUGACCUCUUGCACUGACCGAACCAGACCGGCGGACCCCCAGCCCCGUCUGACCUGCUGUCCAGCUUUUUAACCUCUUCCAUGCCAAUAACAUCAUAAGAAACGUGGCCAUACCAUGCUGGAGACAUUUUUUUAAAGCUUCAUAACAAACUAAAUGAUAAAAUUAGUUCUCUUGUUGUCAAAAUGCACUGUUGAAACUGAAACAGCCUCAUGAGAUGAGCUGCAGGGCUUUUAUUUAUGGCGGUAGAUCGAUCACAGAGCGUUGUCUGGACCGUCACUGUGUCCUCCUCACGUGCACUUAGGAGACGGAGGCUUUUAUUUUGGAGGAAGUUCAGUGGAUCUGACCAGUGCUACAAAGCUGAAGACAAAGCCAGGAUUCAGUACAGACGUCGCACAGCAGCAGAAUGAAGUGUGUGUGAGUGAAGACGGAGACGCUUAUGACCAUCAAAGAAUUAAACGUUUCAUUUCACACAAGGAAAUUGAAGCACAACACACUCAUUUUCCACUUGUCUUAUCUUUAAAAAUGUUUCCAUUUUGCAGCAGAUUUCAUUUCUGUUACACUUAAAAACGACCGUAAACAUUUCCUCCAUUGGGUGAAAUCACUGGUUCAGCGUCCAGAUAUUUCCUGUUUGUGUCACUGCAAAUUCCUCACGGCCGAGUUUUGAAAACUUUAGACAAAACACGAAGAGGAAACAAAACAAGCACAAAUGUAAUGCUGGACACUUGUUGCUGCAGCUCAUCUCCAGCUAAUGGAUGUUUAUAUUUUUCUGAAUAAAAUGGAAAGCGGUAAAUUAAGUGUAUAUAAAGCCCUUUUUUUUCUACAGAUGUAAAUGAUAUUUAAUUCAGUCAUUUUUCUUGUUAAAACAAUCUCACCGAGGGUUAAAUUUAGACUCAAACAGCCUGAGGUGAGCUUGUUUCUUUACAUUGCUGUUGAAGAUUAACGUUCUCACUAAGUGCAGAUGUUCUAUUUUUUACCGUAAACUGUGUUUCAGAGCUGUCGAUGUUGUGGAUUUGCGGUCAGGAGAUUGUAAAAUUCUUAAUAUAGAAGAGCUGUAAUUUUCAAAAAUUUUCUGAAUUUGGAAAAAUAUUUUUUUUUGUCUUUAAUUGACCACACAGGGUUUAGAAAAAUUCUUUUUUUAUUUAAUCUGUUGCCAAAGUCAUUUUUGUUUUUAUUUAACUAACAUUUCUCUUUUACAUUAAAAUAAGUUCUAUUAACGUGUCUCAUUAAAGAAUUGUACCUCCACGUGUUGAUUUAUCAGGGUUUCGCUGCACUUCCUCAGUGGGCGUGAUCAGUUUGAUUGGCAGGUUUAAUCGAUCAUUACCUGCUGGGUGUUUAAGCCAGGUAGAACGGAAAUAUGCUGAUAAAUGAAGA